Physeter macrocephalus (sperm whale) is the source of this 2895-nucleotide messenger RNA. RefSeq names its product neuron navigator 2-like. The transcript has 5 exons. Gene Ontology annotation, biological process: neurogenesis; nervous system development. The record is from RefSeq and is a predicted model, not a curated record. Bases 31 to 1713 code for a protein of 560 amino acids. Lineage: Eukaryota; Metazoa; Chordata; Mammalia; Artiodactyla; Physeteridae.
UUGGCGAGUCCGGCCCCCUCCCACCCCGGAAUGAGCGAAGAUGCACCUGCUGCUUUGGAGGGCGGCGGCUGCGCCCCUGCUAAUUGCGGCGCCUCCUCUGCCAUCCCCCAGCCCGGCACGGCCUCCAAGCCCUGGCGCAGCAAGUCGGUCAGUGUGAAGCACAGCGCCACGGCUGCCACGCUCGCGGUCAAGCCUCCGGCACCCGAGGCCCCCAGGCCCACCCCCGAAGCCCUGAAGCCAGCCCCCAACAAUCAGAGGUCCAUGCUGGAAAAACUGAAACUCUUCAACAGCAAGGGGGCUUCCAAGGUGGGUGAGGGCCCGGGGUCACGGGACACGAGCUGCGAGCGGCUGGAGAUCCUACCCAGCUUCGAAGAGAGCGAAGAGAUGGAGGCCGGCGGUCGCCCGCUGUCAGCGGCGGGCCCCACCUCCAACAGCCCCAAGAUCGCUCUCAAGGGCAUUGCCCAGAGAACUUUCAGCCGGGCGCUGACCAACAAGAAGAGUUCCCCGAAAGGCAGCGAGAAGGAAAAGGAGAGACAGCAGCGGGAGAAGGAGAAGGAGAAAAGCAAGGACCUCGCCAAGAGAGCCUCGGUGACAGAGAGGCCGGACCUCAAGGAGGGGCCGAGAGAAGACCUCAGCGGGGUGGCGGUGACCGAGAUGCCAAAAAAGUCCUCCAAGAUCGCCAGCUUCAUCCCCAAAGGGGGGAAGCUCAACAGUGCCAAGAAGGAGGCCCCGGCCCCUUCCCACAGUGGGAUACCAAAACCAGGAAUGAAGAGCAUGCCCGGGAAAUCCCCAAGUGCCCCCGCACCUUCCAAGGAUGGGGAGCGGAGCCGGGGUGGCAAGCCGAGCUCGGGGCUCCCCCAGCAGAAGCCCCAGCUGGACGGCAGACACUCCAGUUCCUCCUCCAGCCUGGCGUCCUCGGAAGGCAAAGCCCCAGGAGGGGCCACCCUGAAUCACAGCAUCAGCAGCCAGACUGUCAGUGGGUCCGUCGGGACCGCCCAGACCACGGGAAGCAAUACUGUCAGCGUCCAGCUACCUCAGCCCCAGCAAUACAGCCACCCCAACACUGCCACGGUGGCGCCUUUCCUGUACAGGUCCCAGACAGACACCGAAGGGAAUGUUACUGCCGAGUCCAGCUCAGGGGGUGUGACCGUGGAGCCGAGCCACUACAGCAAGAGUGGACAGCCUGCCCUGGAGGAACUCACUGGGGAAGAUCCAGAGGCUCGGCGGCUGCGGACAGUGAAGAACAUCGCUGAUCUGCGGCAGAAUUUGGAGGAGACCAUGUCCAGUUUACGGGGAACUCAGGUUACACACAGCACAUUGGAAACCACGUUUGACACCAAUGUCACCACGGAGAUCAGCGGGCGCAGUAUCCUCAGCUUGACGGGCAGGCCCACUCCCCUGUCCUGGAGGCUCGGCCAGUCCAGCCCUCGGCUGCAGGCGGGAGACGCCCCCUCGAUGGGCAACGGGUACCCGCCCCGAGCCAACGCCAGCCGCUUCAUCAACACCGAGUCGGGCCGCUACAUGUACUCUGCCCCCCUGCGGAGGCAGCUGGCCUCCAGGGGCAGCAGCGUCUGCCACGGGGACGUCUCGGACAAGGCAGGAGAUGAGAUGGACUUGGAGAGCAUCAGCAUGGACGCCCCCGGCUACAUGAGCGACGGGGACGUUCUGAGCAAGAACGUGCGGGCGGACGACAUCACGAGCGGGAGCUUAUAAACAUUGCUGAACUGUUGAGCACGCGGCUCGAUGGAUGAAGGAGCAGACCCAACCUCCCUGUAACAUGCGAAGUUGAGGCGAGUGAUGAGAUGAUGUCUGAGCCGGGCCGUGACCAUGUGUGGCCCAAGCCUUGGCUUCUUGUUUUUGCCACACUUCCAGAUCACUGUGGAAGCUGAACGAGCAUCCGUUUGCUCCCCUUCCUGUGAGUUCUUCAGAUGUUAACCCGGCUUGCCCAGAAGUCCUUCAAGACCUUCUCCCCCUCUAACAUUCUAAUAGAUAAAAUUACAGAUAAUAAAAAUUAGGCAUGGGCUUCCCUGGUGGCGCAGUGGUUGAGAAUCCGCCUGCCAAUGCAGGGGUCACAGGUUCGGGCCCCGGUCUGGGAAGAUCCCACAUGCCGCGGAGCGGCUAGGCCCAUGUGCCACAGCUACUGGGCCUGCGCGUCUGGAGCCUGUACUCUGCAACAAGAGAGGCCGCGACAGUGAGAGGCCCGCGCACCGCGAUGAAGAGCGGCCCCCACUCGCCGCAACUAGAGAAAGCCCUCGCACAGAAAUGAAGACCCAACACAGCCAUAAAUAAAUAAAUAAAUUUAUUUAUUUAUUUUAAAAAAAAUUAGGCAUGAUGAUCAUGCCACUCAUUUUCCUGAAUGUAAUGAUCAAGAACCCCAUGGGUGAGUCAAUGUUUUCAUAAUUUUAACAAUAGCUCAUUAUCCUACUAUGUGCCAAGCACUGUGCUAGGUGCUUUAUAUAUAUAUUAUUUUCUUCUGUCCUCACAGCAGUCCUUUGAGAUAGUUGAUAUCAUAAUCCCCAUCUUCUGGAGGAGUAAACUGAGGCUCAAGAAGGUUAAGUAACUUGCCCAAGUAGUUAAGAAGCAGAGCCCAGGGCUAGUUCCUUAACCAGCGUACUGCCCCAUCUUGCCCAGCAUUUUAUUGCUGUGUUGAAAUAGCACAGCCACUUGAGUUUAUUUCAAAAUUGAUUUACUUUUGCUUAGUUCUACCUGUCUUACUAGAAGUGUUCUUUCAUUUAAUUAGAAGCUUAGAGAUAGAGCUGCUUUGGCUUUUUGGCUGUUACUUUUAGAACCAUCCCAUAGUGAAAUCUUCAAAGACAGGAGCCACCAAACCCUUACAGUGUAACAUGUUUCUGCUAUUAUCCAAAUGGCUGGGAAACUUAAUGGCCUGAUAAAUCA